UUCACAACACAAACAAGGAUCUCUUUCGUCCUCGGGGACCCGCCGGAUCGUGGAUAAUUUCCCAACACGCAAUCAACAUUCCCGUGGACAACCUGGCUUGUUAUUCGAUUGACCUUGCCCUCGGCCCUUCCCUAGUUCGCCACUGAAGCACUCAUCAGAGCCGUUUUGAACCUCGGAAUCCCUCUUUAAUUCCUCAUCCUAGAUGAGUGGGGUGGGUCCUGGCCGGGUCCUCCCUUGAGUGGCAGGCAGGCAUUGGACAUAGACAUUGGAAGGGUGGGCUCAACCGUGUUGACAGCCUAGGAUCCGGUGGAGUGUUCGACUGAUCGAGUGAUCGACGGAUGGACUGAUCGACAACCCACCCGCACCAGGAGGAUGCCCAAAGUCUGGUCCGAAUAUUUGUUUGAUCGCUCCUUAGGGGCGACCAGUCCCGUCCGUGGCGGGGCUUGGAGUCAUGGCCAAUGCCUGGCCCAGCUUCACCAAUCCUGGACCGGACCAGGCUCGGUUGGGGCUGCCCAGGACGCUCGCCCAGCCACCACCUCUUACCGGGGACUGGCCUUGGAGCCUAGUUUAGCCGGUGGGAUCUAUAAUCUGGACUACAAUCCCGACGGGUCGGUGGUGGUGGCCGCUUGCGAGCAACGCAAUAUUCUCCUCUGUGAUCCCCGUCUCCAGCGGGUGGUGAAUAUCGUGUACAAAGCUCACAACGAUGGCGUCAACUGUGUCAGAUUUCUGGAUCAGCAUACGUUUGCCACAUGUUCGGAUGACAAUACUGUGGCACUGUGGGACGCCCGAUAUUUAGACUCUCGUCUGCGUACAUUGGCCGGUCAUUCCAAUUGGGUCAAAAACAUCGAAUUCUCGGCCAAAGAUCAGCUCUUGCUUAGUUCCGGCUUUGAUGGGGCCGUCUAUUUGUGGGAUAUCAAAAAGUGCUCGGAAAGUGAGCCCAAUCAUCGCAAAAUCCUCUACAGUAACGGUCUCAUGCGAAUGAAAAUGUCGCAAGGAUCGGAGCGUAUGGUUAUCACCACCAUGAACGGUUACAUCAUGGUCAUUCACGAUCUCGACCUCCAUCACCUCGAAUCCGAUUUGUACGGUUUUAAAGCCAACACUUAUCGACUGAUGCAAAUUUCGGGUCAAAUGAUGCCUGGCGCCAUAGAAUAUUCACGACUGUUCCAAAACAAGCGCAAUCGAAUCGAGUUCAUCAGUGAUUUCCCGGCGGACAAUGAUGCUGAAAUCAUCUCCAGCCUUGAAAUUCAUCCUCAAGGUUGGGUAGCUGUCACGAGAAACGUAUCUGCCGAUGAAGGGUCUGAGUGGUGUUGUGUGCAUGAUAUUCAUUCUCCGGCCCAAGAGUCCAUGUCCAGUCUGGAAGACGAACAAAGUCGCCUUCCUCUUGAUCCCUCAUCCCCUCGAAUUCGUGGCAAUGCAUCAUCCAGACGCAGUAGCUCGUCGGGUUUAUUUCGAUUGGCCAACUACCUCGCAUCUUCCAACCGCCUAGGAUCAUCCAAUCCACCGCAAAGAGCGGGUGAAGGCGAUGAUCCUAACCCGGAAAGUUCGGCCAAUCCCAUGCCGGUGGGUGAAGGGACGUUGGCCAGGGAAAUCACCACAGAUGGCGAUCGACCCCGAAUCCAUAUCCGAUCGCGAGCAGUGGCCAUGGAAAGUCUUCAAAUAUUGCAAACCCUGGCACGUCGUUAUGAAAUGGCGGGUGAAGAAGCCGAAUCCUCGGGUAAUGGCGAAUCAGAGGUCGGUGGCGAGUCGGAUGUCCCUCACAGACGAAGACGACGAACAAGAUUGCUUGCCGAGGGGUCUGAGGAUGCUUCUGGAUCGUCGCCAAAUAGCAACGACCUUCGUGCUGCGAGCUCGCCGUCUUUUGAAGGUGCCAACCCGAUGGUGAUUGAUGUCAGAUCCCCUUACCAUCACCGGGUGGUGAGGAAAGUACCUUUGAAAGAGGCUAAUAUUCACCUCAACCUCCCACGUCUGACCCAUUACAUUCAGGAAUCCCACACUGGGCAAGGAUUCAUUAAAGAAAUCUCAUUCAGCCCCGACGGACGAGUGUUCUGCUCCCCUUUUGGAUUUGGGGUGCGUAUACUGGCUUUCGAUCCAAAGUGUCAGGAUUUGUCGGAUACUAUCCAUGAAGUGGAAAGUAAUGGACCUCGAGAGCUCCACGAAGUGGGCUUAAUCAAGGGCCAUCAUAGUGGCUCUGUGCUCUCCUGUGCCUUCUCUCCAACUCAACACAUACUCGUCACUGGUUGUCGAAAUGGCCAAAUUGCCUGGCAUCACCCUGCAUUAUGAUGUCAGAGAUCUGCGAUGCCGGAAAAUGAUAGGCUGACGAAACAAAUUCGUGUCAGCAAAUUCAUUUGAGUUUAUUUAUAUAAAAAAUAUGUUACAUAAAGUGAAGGUCUUUCGUCAUGUUA
Molecule: messenger RNA, 2402 nt
Organism: Tigriopus californicus
Lineage: Eukaryota; Metazoa; Arthropoda; Copepoda; Harpacticoida; Harpacticidae
Product: DDB1- and CUL4-associated factor 10-like
Exons: 5
Coding region: 373-2280 (635 amino acids)
Cellular component (GO): Cul4-RING E3 ubiquitin ligase complex
Molecular function (GO): protein binding
Source: RefSeq, a predicted model, not a curated record